AUGGCUGCUCCCGAAGUUCACCACUUGUUCCACAACCCAAUCGCCGACCAUUCCUUCUCGACCGAUCACAGCGUCCUCGCCGUGGCACGGGACACGACCAUCGAGCUCUACGGCAAGGUCGGAAACGCCUUCAAGCUCAAGGAUGAGCUCAAGGGGCACGACAAGACGGUGACCAGCGUCGAUAUUGCACCCAGCAGCGGCCGCAUCGUGACUUGCUCGCAAGAUCGCAAUGCCCUCGUCUGGGAGCCCUCGCCGACCGGAUACAAGCCCACGCUCGUACUGCUGCGCAUCAGCCGGGCGGCGACGUUUGUGCGGUGGUCGCCGUCCGAGACCAAGUUCGCCGUCGGUUCUGGCGACCGCGUCAUCGCCGUGUGCUACUUUGAAGAGGAAAACGACUGGUGGGUGUCGAAGCACCUGAAGAAGCCGAUCCGCAGCACCAUUACCAGCGUCGCGUGGCACCCCAACUCGGUGCUGCUCGCCGCCGGCUCGACCGACGCCCACGCGCGCGUCUUCUCCGGCUUCAUCAAGGGCAUGGACGCCAAGCCCGAGCCGAGCGUCUGGGGCGAGCGCCUGCCCUUCAACACGGUCUGCGGCGAGUUCCUCAACAAUUCAGCUGGGUGGGUGCACGCCGUCGCCUUUUCGCCGAGCGGCGACGCGCUCGCGUUUGCAGCCCACGAUAGCAGCAUCACCGUUGUGUACCCCACGGGCCCGGACCAGCCGCCGCGCGCCGUGCUGACGAUUGCGACGCAGCUGCUGCCCUUCAAGAGCCUUCUGUGGAGUGCAGAGGACGAAAUCAUUGCUGCCGGCUACGACUGCGAGCCGUUCCGCUUCCACGGCGGCGAGGCUGGCUGGGAGUUGGCCGGUACCGUCGAGGCUAAGGGAGCCGGUACCGGCGGCGCGCAGCGCGAGGAGUCGGCGCUCAACAUGUUUCGGCAGAUGGAUCUCAAGGGCAAGACUAAGGAUGACACGCAGCUUAAGACUACUCACCAAAACACCAUUACUAUGAUCCGCUCCUAUGAGUCGUCGGGUGGCCGAGUCACCAAGUUCACCUCCAGUGGUGUUGACGGCCGUGUCGUUAUUUGGAACGCUUAG
Molecule: messenger RNA, 1092 nt
Organism: Cordyceps militaris CM01
Lineage: Eukaryota; Fungi; Ascomycota; Sordariomycetes; Hypocreales; Cordycipitaceae
Product: actin related protein 2/3 complex subunit
Exons: 3
Coding region: 1-1092 (363 amino acids)
Biological process (GO): Arp2/3 complex-mediated actin nucleation
Cellular component (GO): actin cytoskeleton; Arp2/3 protein complex
Molecular function (GO): actin filament binding
Source: RefSeq, a predicted model, not a curated record